AUGCUCGACUCGUCCGAGACUCCUCCUCCUCUUCACUUCUCACCGCCAUCCAGCGAGCAAGAUCGCACCUCAACCCGCGAGUCCACUCCGAUUGGCACCCCCCUAGGCCUCAUCUCCAGCAAUCCUCGCAGGCCAGACCUGCUGCACAACCACCACCUAGGGAACCGCAAGGCGGCUGCUUCGUCUCCCUUCUCGCCCUCUGCUGCUCACAUCCCCGUGUUCGACGAGGACGAGGACGAGGACGACUCGAUAUUCCCGCUGUUCCCGUCGUCGCCGCCGGACCAGCAUCACCACCACAACCACGGCCACCGUCGCCAUCAUCGCUACAACAGCAGUCAGCAUAGCGUCAGCAUGGACGGCCGCGCCAUCCCCAUCGAUCUGUCUGCGAGACAGACGUCCAAGUCGCCACCGGGACAGCAGGCCUCGAACCUGACCUCGGCUCUCCAGAAAGCUGCCACCGGCCCUGCCGAUACCAUGUCCUCGAACUGGAACGGUGUGGCGUCGAACAACUUCAUGUCUAAUGCGGCGCGCAAGGAGUCCUUCAGCGCAACCAUGGCGCAGUACUCGAACGGAAGCAAGCCCAUCACCAUGGUGGGUUCGAACAGAGACAAGCCCCGGCGUGAGAGCCUUGCCGGCAGUCUUGUCGGUGGUAUGAGCUGGGGAGGUGUGUCUGUUGGUAGCUGGAUCAGAGAUGAUAUAAUCAUGACGGGAACUUCGCCGUUCACGCUACAGUCCCCGUCAUACCACUCUUCAUCCUAUCUACCGAAGCUGGAAGCCAACUUUAUGCGCGACUUCUCAUGCUGUGGCAUCACUCUGCCAUCUCUACACGACCUACUGCAGCAUUAUGAGGAAGCUCAUGCCCAGAGAUCCCCGCAGCCGCCACCACGACCUGCGCAGGCAAACCAGAAUACUUCGUCAGACAACAGGACCGGAAUAGGUGCCUCCCCCCAUCCAGCGCAACAGAACCAGCAGCAGUCGAAUAUGGGCACCGCUCCCGGGCGAGCCACUUCGUCUCAGCCAGGAACUCCUCGGCCGCACCAUCGGUUACCACAGCAGCCACAGCAGCCCAUGAUGCAGACCACCGCCGGAUUUGGCCAGCCGCAAUCCAACGAUAUACCGGAUAUCGAUAGCGUAGACGACAUGGAUAUGGAGAUGGACGACCCACUGAGUGACGGUGGCUUCCAGCAGCAGUCUCACCAGCAGUCUCUCGCCCAGGCUCGUUUUGCUCAGGAGAAUGGUGGGAGCCGGGUAACGCCACUCAACAUGGGGAUGCUCCAGGGCCAACAACGCUUCCGUAGCUCAGCACCUGGAACUCCCGUUUCGUCCGGUAGACCACUUCAUAACAACCCAACCGUAUCAUCCGUUAAUACGCCAACCCUCAUGCCACACCCAGUUCAGCAGCAGCAGCAGCAGCAGCAACAGCAACAACAGCAGCAACAACAGCAGCAGCAGCAGCAGCAAGCCUCUCAGUAUAGGAGCACACCAGAGUCCUCUGCUCCUGGUACGCCUGCUGAACUUGACGAUUCUAUAGUUGGCGGAUUCGGUGACAUGUCUAUGCAAGGUGCCGCCACACCAGUAGGCUCUGGCACCGGUCAACAACAGUUUGGCAAUUUCGGUGGCAAUGGAAUGCUCGACCUCUGUAUUGAUGAACCCGCAAAGCGACUCUUUAGGCCAAACACUGGCUUUGGAAACGGCAAACCUGCGCAGCAGCAAACGCCUCCUUUCAGACUGGGCAACUCGCACUAUGGAGCAAAUAGCGAGAUCGCCCAGCAUAUUAGGGAACAACAGAAACUCGCCGGUGUUCCAGAUAUCACUCUAGCAAUGAAGCCAGACGAUGAACCAAAGCCGUUCAGAUGUCCUGUAAUAGGCUGCGAGAAGGCAUAUAAGAACCAGAACGGUCUCAAGUAUCACAAAUCACACGGCCACAACAACCAACAACUCCACGAUAAUGCAGACGGUACAUUCUCUAUUGUCGACCCGGAAACAUGUGCUCCUUACCCUGGUACACUAGCGGGCCGUGUAUUUAACACCGGCGGCGGUGUCAUGCAUGGAGAUAAUGUCAACAUCGCGGGAGCUGGGCUCACAGGUAUCGGAGAGGAAGGUUUGUAA
Messenger RNA from Microsporum canis CBS 113480, 2109 nucleotides. RefSeq names its product zinc finger protein SFP1. Bases 1 to 2109 code for a protein of 702 amino acids. The transcript has 4 exons. NCBI's taxonomy places the organism in Eukaryota, Fungi, Ascomycota, Eurotiomycetes, Onygenales, Arthrodermataceae. Gene Ontology annotation, cellular component: nucleus. The record is from RefSeq and is a predicted model, not a curated record.